Molecule: messenger RNA, 3684 nt
Organism: Anarrhichthys ocellatus (wolf-eel)
Lineage: Eukaryota; Metazoa; Chordata; Actinopteri; Perciformes; Anarhichadidae
Product: broad substrate specificity ATP-binding cassette transporter ABCG2-like
Exons: 19
Coding region: 1593-3539 (648 amino acids)
Cellular component (GO): membrane
Molecular function (GO): ATP binding; ABC-type transporter activity; ATP hydrolysis activity
Source: RefSeq, a predicted model, not a curated record
UUUCUACACUGUGGUAUUUCUACUUUUACUUCACAUUAAAGACCUGAGUACUUCUUCCAAUACUGCUGAAUAGUGUAGUUUGUAGGACAGAAAGAGGAAGUAAAAAUUAACAUUGGCUGCUUCUCGAGCUCAACAGGAGAUUCAGAUUCAGUUUCCAGAUUAACUAAAUUGCAGGAACUUUAACAGCGAGGAGGUCAAAGGUCGGUUCAUACAAUUAACCUGUCUCAUGAGACCAGUUAUGUAAUUUUCCGCCGAUUUAAUGAGCCUUAUUUAGCACAUCAGCAAAGCCACCAGUCAAAGGUUUAUAACGCUUUUGAUUCUGAUGAAACAUGCCAACAAUCUGUCUUUUCAUUUUGAGAAGCAACAAGAAAUUAUGUAUUUUGUCGUCGGGAAAGGUCCAAAGGUCAAAGGUUAAUUUCUGGAGCUUUCAAUCUAAUCCCAUGAUCUUCAUCCACAGAUGAAAAUCAGGCUUUGGGGAAGAUGACUAACUAGUGAGAUUAGAGAACGUAGCAUCAAGUCUAGAGAGUCUACAGAGCUGCUAACAUUAGCUUAACCCCUGAUAUAGCAUUUUAUCACGGCUGUGCUGUCUUUCUUCUAAAUUACAAUGUGACCCCAAAAAAUAAUGUAGUUGUAUAAGCUCCUUAGCUUCAGAAGUAGGCUAACACUCAGUAACAUUAGUAGCCAAUUUAGUUAGCCAGGUAUGCUAAAAUUAGCAGUUUACGUUAGCAUACAAACACCCAGCUUCGAUCCGUUCGUGUGUUUUUGGUAUAUUAAAGAAUAUUAAGAAAACCCUCCAAAUCUAUUUUGUGGUAUGUUUAAAUUAAACCUAAUUACUAAGCGAAUUAACCAAUUGCUAGAUCCGUUAGCUGGUUUAAUGCGGUUACCGAUUGGUAAAACACCAGAAUUCGCUAAGCUAACGGAACUCUUAUUGAACCUUUUAGUCUUGGUUGUCUUUUUUAGCAGGUUUCUGAGUUUUUAGUCCAAGCUGUCGAACUUACUAGUGAAAAUAACAUUCAUCACUAGCUAGUUAGCAAAUUACCGUUAGUCCUGUGAGCUAGUUGUUGGAAUUGUCAUGGGGUGUAGUGGAGGACUCAAAUGCAGGCCAGACAGAGUAGCGUGAAGCAGGUAUUUAAUGAAAUUAAAUCAACACAGGAAACUUACAGGACACAACGAGGGAUCCACGGACAAGACAAGAGACAAGGGGGAAAAUCCAGCAGAAUGAGGCAGGGCGGGCAGGCAGACGGGAAAACUGGGAACAAGACGAGCCAAAGAGGGGGGGUAGACAUGAAAAUGAUCUGGCAGUGAGUGUGUGUGUGUGACUGGGGUUUAAAUAGUGGCUGCAGUGGAGUGAGCAGGUGAGAGUAAUGAGCUGACGAGGUGGGAGUGACUGGCAAGUGUGCUGAAUAAACUGAUUAGGUGAGAGAUGGAAAAAACAGGAUCAUGGUGGCAGAGCUGUGACAGGAAUAGAAACGUCACACUGUACCACCACCAUGCAAUAGCGAGUGGACGACCAUUAUACAGUACUUUGCCAUUAGCGAGACGCACACAACCAAGCAAAUUAACGAAUUAUAAAAGGAGGAGAGAGGUUAAUAAUGUCGGAAACCCAAGUUACAAUGGAGCUUGGGCUGAAUGGAGCCUCAAAACACCAGUCUGCAGGUGUUGGCCAACAGCGGCGAGGCGCCACCGUCAGCUUUCAUAACAUCGACUACAAGGUGAGACAGGGAGGAAGCUGCCUGUGUUGGAAGAAGGGCACAACCAAAGACAUCCUCAUCGACCUCAAUGGGUUAAUGAAGCCGGGUCUGAACGCCAUCAUGGGAGCGACAGGAAGUGGAAAGUCAUCUUUCCUGGAUGUUCUGGCAGCCAGGAAGGACCCUGCAGGUCUGUCAGGAGAGGUUUUGAUCGACGGAGCUCAUCAGCCUCCAAACUUCAAGUGUCUGUCUGGAUACGUGGUGCAGGACGACGUGGUGAUGGGAACUCUGACGGUCAGAGAGAACUUCACUUUCUCCGCGGCACUGCGGCUACCGACAACCGUCUCUCAGAAGGAGAAGGAAGAAAAGGUCAACAAACUGAUCCAGGAGCUGGGACUGGGCCGAGUGGCCGACUCCAAGGUGGGCACUCAGCUGAUUCGAGGGAUCUCCGGUGGCGAGAGGAAGAGGACGAACAUCGGCAUGGAGCUGAUCAUCGACCCGCCCGUCCUCUUCCUGGAUGAACCGACCACCGGCCUCGAUGCCAGCACCGCCAACUCUGUACUGCUGCUGCUGAAGAGGAUGGCCAACAGCGGUCGCACCAUCAUCCUCUCCAUCCACCAGCCCCGAUACUCCAUCUACCGCCUGUUCGACAGCCUCACCCUGCUGGUCAACGGCAAACAGGUUUACCACGGCCCGGCUCAGAGCGCCCUGGAGUAUUUCUCAGACAUUGGAUACACCUGUGAACCCCACAACAACCCUGCUGACUUCUUCCUGGACAUCAUCAAUGGAGACUCAACCGCCAUCACUCUCAAUAGCAUUGACGGAGAAGAUCCAGAUUCAGACUCUGUGACGAAGUCCAGACGAGGUAUCGAGGAGAAACUCGUAGAGAAUUACAGAAGCUGCAGCUACUUCAGACAGACCAAAGCAGAGUUAGAGAGGAUAAGUCAGGGUAAGCACCAGACGACCACCACCGCUCCCUCCAGAACCAUCACCUACAAGACCGGCUUCCUGACCCAGUUCAGAUGGGUUCUCAAGAGAACGUUCCGCAACCUGAUGCUCAACCCUCAGACCUCCGUCGCUCAGUUAGCAGUGACGUUGUUCCUGGCUCUCGUCGUAGGAGCCAUUUUCUUUAACGUCCAGGAGGAUCAGAGUGGAAUACAGAACAGGUUCGGCGCGCUCUUCUUCAUCACUGUGAAUCAGUGUUUCAGCUCGCUGUCGUCUGCUGAACUCUUCAUCGCAGAGAGGAAACUCUUUAUUCACGAGUAUAUCAGCGGUUACUACAGGGUGUCGGUGUACUUCCUGUCUAAGAUCCUGUCUGACAUCAUCACGCUGAGGACCUUCCCCGCCAUAAUCUUUAGCUGCGUGGCGUACUUCAUGAUUGGUCUGAAGCCGACAGCCGGAGCCUUUUUCAUCUUCAUGUUCACCGUGACUCUGGUCGCUUACACCGCCACCGCCAUGGCUCUGGCCAUCUCAGCCGACCAGACGGUGGUCGCCAUCGCCAACAUCUUCAUGACCAUCGCCUGCGUCUUCAUGAUGAUCUUUGCAGGUCUGCUCGUGAAUCUUCCCUCCAUCGUCAGCUGGCUCUCCUGGUUGAAGUACUUGAGUAUACCACGAUACGGCCUCGGUGCUCUGCAGGUUAAUGAGUUUACCGGACUAAACUUCUGUCGCGAUUUUAACAACAGCGUCACUCCACCUGGUCUCGCUUGUACGGGGGAGGAGUUUCUGGCGGAGCAGGGCGUUGACUUCUCCGCCUGGGGCUUCUGGCAGAACCACCUGGCUCUGGGCGUCAUGACCUUCUGCCUCCUCACCAUCGCUUACCUCAAACUGCGCUUCAUCAAGAAGUUCACCUAGACCUCCACCACCACCACUGUGAUGUCAUUUAAGAAAUGUUUGUGCAUCUUACGACUGUUAUGGCGAUAUUAUUUAUCAUUUGUAUUAAUCCUCCAGAUCUCGAAUACAGAUGAUUUGUUUGUAGAAAUAAAACAUUUGUAUACUU